CAGCAAACGGUACGGCACGGAACGCGGAAGUAGCGUGACAGGAGUUGCGAUCUGAAGCGCAUUAAAGGGUCUAUAUUUCAGUUGCAUUUCUCCAGCAAGUAAUCACCUGGUACCUCACUAACCGUACUAUUUCCUGCUAUCAAACCUUCACACUAUCUUACUUUUAAUAAUGGGUAAAGCCGCUUCCAAAUUAUCCAAAGACGAUAUCAGUGCCUUGAAGAAGUCGACGUACUUUGACCGCCGCGAGUUGCAGACCUGGUACAAAGGUUUCUUAAGAGACUGUCCGUCAGGACAGCUUUCCAAAGAGGAGUUCACCAAAAUCUACAAGCAGUUCUUCCCAUUCGGGGAACCAAACGAUUUCAGCAACUAUGUAUUCAACAACUUCGAUACCGACCACUCCGGCUAUAUCGACUUCAAGGAGUUCAUCGUGGCCAUCUCCACCACCUCCAGAGGCUCAUUAGAGGAGAAAUUGGUGUGGGCGUUCAAGAUGUAUGACUUGAACGAGGAUGGUAAGAUCAGCUUCGACGAAAUGUUGGCCAUUGUCAAGGCCAUCUACAAAAUGAGCGACCCGAUGGUACAGUUGGACGACGACGAAAGCACCCCGGAAAAACGCGUGCAAAAGAUCUUUACCUUGAUGGACAAGGAUAAAGACGGCGAGAUCACGUUGGAAGAGUUCAAGGAGGGCUCCAAGUUGGACCCAAGCAUCUUGCACGCCUUGAAGUUGUACGAUGGGUUGGUUUAACGUUUAUUUUAGAUGUAUUGUUUUGGCGUAAUCAUUGACGUAUGGCAUUUUUGUAGUUAUGAUGAGACUAAGUGAUAGCUGUGUGAUGUUUGGUUUAGAUUCUUCCUUGGUGAAACAAGAGGGAUAAUGGGAAUCUGAGUCUUUAAGCUACUUGCACAAUGUGGAGGGGGGUUGAACUCUACGUAUAAUCUGGUUGUCCGUGGAACUACAAACCCCUUCAGAUAAAGAUUUACUUACCUUUCAGUAUGACACUUGGCCAUUUUUCAGGCACCAAGAUGUCUAUAAUUUGAU
Babjeviella inositovora NRRL Y-12698 is the source of this 1033-nucleotide messenger RNA. RefSeq names its product frequenin. The record is from RefSeq and is a predicted model, not a curated record. Lineage: Eukaryota; Fungi; Ascomycota; Pichiomycetes; Serinales. Bases 170 to 742 code for a protein of 190 amino acids. Gene Ontology annotation, cellular component: membrane; intracellular membrane-bounded organelle; cytosol. Gene Ontology annotation, molecular function: calcium ion binding. The transcript has a single exon.